This is a messenger RNA of Pyricularia oryzae 70-15, 3201 nucleotides long. RefSeq lists its product as uncharacterized. The transcript has a single exon. The record is from RefSeq and is a predicted model, not a curated record. Lineage: Eukaryota; Fungi; Ascomycota; Sordariomycetes; Magnaporthales; Pyriculariaceae. Bases 1572 to 2480 code for a protein of 302 amino acids.
AAAGUUUUGGCUGUGCAACCAACCAGCCUCACCAAAAAGAAUUACUGCAGUAGAUUUAUUUUUAUUUUACUUUUUCCCUCUCACCCGCCGAAGCUAUUGGCAUGGCUAUACAGUGAGUGGCUUGGACUGGGUUUUGCGGCAGCAGCCAUCUUGUUUCUCUUUGAGAGCUUUUACCCCUUUCUUCUGCGCAUCGCCGUCUUGGAACCGACCUUGAGCUCCGCCUCUCCAAUUCCGGGAAUUUCCUACCUGCAGCAGCAGACACACACGUACGAGAUUGGCAUCCAUGGGUGUUCGACACAUGACGAUGCUGCUGUGAACUGCUGCCGACCGGCCUCCAACCUUGUCCAUUUGACUCUUUUGCAGCUGGCAACAGUCGCAAAGGACAGACCGCUUCUUCCUUUUUUUUAUUUCGAAUUUUACUCUUUUCUCCAUUCUCAACAAAAGACCCCACUUUCCACUUGGGAAAUUCGAUCGAUUUGGUCUGCACCGCCGCUCCGACUCCACGAACUCCACAAAGCCCCCCCUCAAGAAUGACUGGACAGACUGUCGGUGACCAAACAGUCAACGAUCAUUUUACAGUAUAGCACAGCACUGUCCGCCCAGCUGACCCAGUCGGCGGCUUUCUCUGUUGAAACGUGCCCUUUCUUUGUGGUAUUUCUGUCGUGUAUAUCCUCUGAGUGACAAGUUCAAUCAGCCACCACAUUUGACGUUUUCUUGUUUCACUUUCAUAAGGCUUCCGGAAGGCGUUGACAACGAAAGCUUGCCAAGGGUUCGUCUCGGAUAUCGACUCCCGUUUCCCUAGCGGGUGGGUUGCUUUGUUGUUUUGACGGGAUUACUAUUAGAGUACAUUAUCCCCCCCAAUUCUUCACCUGCCCCUCCUGUCACUUGGCCGUGACUCAAUAAUCCGGUACAGCUUUUCGGCUAGCAACCCAGGGACACCCCCAACCCAGACAGGGGCCUUUUGCAGCCAAACCCUGUUGUGCAUGUCGCGCUAGAGCUGCACAACUGGGACGCCCUACAACGUGCCAAUAAAGGACUGGCUAUUUUGGAUCCUCCUGCGCGUUUGCGGGACUGCUUCGCUGGACAAGAAGUAACCGGAUACAUUCCGUAUACGGCCCAGAGAGUCCAGCCCAUAAACAAACCAAAAAACCCCCAUUGCCCAUCAGUCUCCAUAGGGGCCUGUGAAACCCAGACCGCAACUUCUGAACCCCGUCUUUUGCACACAAUUCACCCGGCAACGAGCCCUACUGCCGAGUAGAAAUCGAAGAUCAGAAAAUAAGAACAGGGCUGGCUUGCCUGACAACCCUUGGCUUCACUUCGCUUGCCCUGGACUAUUGCAAUCUGCCAGUCUCCAUCAUAGCUGGUUAACCAGGACGCCCACAGACCGCUCAUCACCGAAUUCCAAAUAAAGAACGAAAAAAAGAAAAUAACCAAAUUCCAAAGUUUCGGUACCGCUCAGCUAUACAAGACUCGAACCCCCCUUCAUUUGUCCAGACUUCUCUUUUGCCCUUGGAUCUUGCCGGUUUCGAUGCCAUCGUCAAAAGCACAUGUAAAGUCGAGGCCCAGAAGAAAUGUCUCGACUAUCGCCGAUCCCGCGCCGUGGCUCAAGAUCAAGCAUGCGUUCAAACACCACCUACCACAGCUUCCAGGAAGUUGAAAUGUUUGAAACGCCCAUGUCCUCGGGGACGUUUGCAACUUACGCCAUGACUCCCUCCAAACCGACAUCGUCAAACAUGUCGACAGAGGAUUUCGAGUCCACGCCCAUGCGCCGACAGGACUCUGGCUACGAGUCUCUGCCACCACGGAGCUCCAAGCGCAGGGCGUCGACUACGUCGUCGUCCAACUCUAACAACUCAACGCCUCGACCCCGGAAUCGCCCGGCCGUGCGUAGGUCGCCCAAGUCCGGCCCAGUCUCGUACAUGCCUCGUUCCAGCGCACAGCAGCUGUGCCGCACGCGGUCUCACUCGGCGUACACGCAGCACCAGUUGUCCCAGUCGCCAGUGACCUACUUUCACUUUCCUGCGAUGCCUGAUCCUGCCGAGGAGGCCGAUGAGACGCCGUAUUCCCAGCAGCAUCCACACAGCCACCAGGUCCGCUCAGUACCCACCAGUCUUGACUACGGCGCCCGACCGAUCCGGCCGUACUCGCCUACGACCCCCGAAACGCCCACAUCACCGUCUUACCCGCCUCUGCCGCCGCAGACGACGCACUACUGGACGAGCGACCGCACCAGGAGGCUCGAGUAUGCUGCCAUUGAUGCUGCCAGUCGCGGCGUCAGGGGCUGGGUGAUGCGGCACAUAGUGCCCGACUGCUUCAUUCCCAAGAGUAAGAAGGGUCAGCACCUCGGUUUCGACGAUGACGGUGGCAGCGUGAGGCGUUACAGACUCGAUCUGGACGAGGAUGACGUCCUCUGCCACGCCGAGAAGAACGACUCCCGGAAGCAGAAGCGAUGGCGUCUAUGGGGUGCUGCGACGACGUGAGGAAAUUAAAUCCCUCGAUUUUGCAGUCCCCGUCUAUUAUUAUCUCUGCUUAAAUUGCGGAACAACUUUCCUUUGUAGCGAAACGCGACCCAUGCCCCCUAUCACGAACAAACCACCCUGCCUCAGCCUAUUAUGACCUGCCCUUCCCCCCAUCACUCCACCAGCACAUAUCAUCUACAAUGCGUUUUAAUCACUUGAACUUCUUCGCGGCACACUUUUAUACAUUUUUGGCACACUACACUUGAUACACGUUUACACAUUGGCACCGGCGUUGUAUACCCUUGCAAUUCGCUGCACUUACACCGUACCCCUAGUCGCUUGUUAUCGCAUCACUGGAAGGAGCUGUUGAUUUUUUUUGGCUUAUGUUUUGUUUUUGGGGCAAGAAGGGAGAUUGAUAUCAUUGAUAUUUUGACCUCUCUUGCCCAUUUUGGAAUUUGGAAAUGCCUAAUGUUGGUUUUUACAUCGAGAUUGCAUCUGGGUUGCGAGAGGAAUUUGCAUGGUGGGGGCCAAGACCAAAGCGCCCCAAACGGAGUUUGUGAACUUGAACAGGAUUUACCCUGCCAAGAUGAAAUCUACACAAGAUGAAGCCGAUUGGCAAUGCUGAGUACCGGUAUUGUCAGAUUGGAUUUAGAGAUGUCAGAUAUUUUACAAGGUCAAUUACAUAAAAUAUUUGUCCCUCGCAUUAAUGUCGUUCCCCUGUUGACUAUUGCAUAUUGCAUAC